Messenger RNA from Helicoverpa zea (corn earworm), 4611 nucleotides. RefSeq names its product hexokinase type 2 (gene Hex-A). Gene Ontology annotation, biological process: glycolytic process; glucose 6-phosphate metabolic process; intracellular glucose homeostasis. The transcript has 9 exons. Gene Ontology annotation, molecular function: fructokinase activity; glucokinase activity; ATP binding. Gene Ontology annotation, cellular component: mitochondrion; cytosol. NCBI's taxonomy places the organism in Eukaryota, Metazoa, Arthropoda, Insecta, Lepidoptera, Noctuidae. The record is from RefSeq and is a predicted model, not a curated record. The coding region runs from base 501 to 1859 and encodes 452 amino acids.
AUACAAAUAACAAUUCUCAAUUGAAAAUACGGUGUCCUAUGCGUCCGAAGUGUUCAGAGUUUCAUCUUCCCACACCCAGCUUGGGACAGCUCCAAGUCUCAUUAUUUUAGUGCCAAAGUACGCUCAGAUCAGUGAUUGUUACCUAACUAAUAAAGUCGCAUUUUAUUUGGUUCCCGAAGACCACCACGGUUUAAAAACCUUAUCAAUACAUAAAAGUGAAUUUAUUUAUUGUCUUUUAACACCAGCAAGCGUUUAUUGGCCAUAGUUAAUUUUACAACAUAUGCAUACGUUGUAUAUUUUAAUAUAUGUAGAUGUUAUUCUGCCGCAAUUCAUUGGACGCAAUUUAGAUAAAGAUUAUACUGUGGUAAAUGUCAAGAUAAAGGAUUUUAUUGUGGAGCUUCAUAGAAAAGACGUGGUGGAUAAAUAAUUGACUUAUUUCCAUAUUAACUGUGAUACGAGUGCGUCGUUGGUGAAUAUUAACAGCAGCUGACAACGCAAAUAUGGCAGCGGAUUUGGUUGAUUACAAGAUUCGCGAAGAAUGCGAAGUUCUGCAUUUGACAGACAAGCAGAUCAAGGAGAUCAUGAGCAGACUCCACAAUGACUUGGUCAAAGGACUUGGCAAGGAUACACAUGCCAAUUCCAUUGUUAAGUGCUGGAUCACUUACAUUCAAGAUUUACCCAAUGGAAAAGAACGCGGUAAAUUCCUUGCAUUGGAUCUAGGAGGAACUAAUUUCAGAGUUUUAAUUAUUAAUUUAGGCGCAAACCACUUUGAUAUGCAAUCCAAAAUUUAUGCUAUUCCAAAUCAUAUAAUGACUGGAACAGGCAUUGCAUUAUUUGACCACAUAGCUGAAUGCCUUGCGAAUUUCAUGAAGGAACAUGAUGUUUACGCAGAGAGACUGGCACUUGGUUUCACGUUUAGCUUUCCUCUACAACAACUGGGGCUCACAAAAGGAAUACUGCAGCGGUGGACCAAAGGAUUCUCUUGUUCUGGAGUUGUCGGAGAAGACGUUGUUCAGGGUCUUAAAGACGCCAUUGCCAGACGAGGGGACGUACAGAUUGACAUAUGUGCCAUUCUGAAUGAUACUACGGGUACAUUGAUGUCAUGCGCAUGGAAAAACCACAACUGCAAAAUAGGACUUAUCGUUGGCACUGGCAGCAAUGCUUGUUACGUAGAGAAGACAGAGAACUGUGAACUCUUUGAUGGAGAGCCCGGUAAACCUGAUCUGCUUAUCAACACUGAGUGGGGCGCGUUCGGAGAUGACGGAGCACUGGACUUCGUUCGCACAGAGUUCGACCGCGAAGUCGACAAUAACUCCAUCAACAAAGGAAAACAAAUACAAGAAAAAAUGAUUUCGGGCAUGUACAUGGGAGAAUUAGUGCGUUUAGCAUUAGUGAAGUUCACAAAGAUGGGCUUGCUGUUUGGAGGUCGCGGUUCAGAUCUGCUGUUCCAGAGAGGCAGCUUCUACACCAAAUACGUAUCAGAAAUUGAGUCGGAUAAGCCUGGAGACUUCACGAGUUGCAUGGAGGUGUUGGAAGAACUCGGAUUGUCGCACGCGAGUGAAGCGGACAUGGCUGCGGUUCGCCACGUCUGCGAGUGCGUGUCGCGGCGCGCGGCGCACUUGGUGUCCGCCGGGAUCGCGUGUCUCCUCAACAAAAUGAACGAGCCCCGCGUCACCGUCGGCAUCGACGGCUCCGUCUACCGCUUCCACCCACAUUUCCACACGCUCAUGUGCGAAAAGAUCGCGCAACUCGUCAGGCCGGGCAUACAGUUCGACCUGAUGUUGUCGGAGGACGGCAGCGGGCGCGGUGCUGCGCUGGUGGCGGCCGUGGCGUGCCGUCAGAGCAGUACUGUCGCGUAACUUGGCCUCAUCUCUCCCGCGGUAACACUAAUCUGAGCCUUCGCAUGUAAGCCGCCUAAGCAAUCAAACGAUACCGCACUCAAUAUUUCCUAAUAACAUAGUAGCAAUAUAUUUUUAAAAUUGUUUACACAUAGCUACCUAUCGAUGAUUGUAUGGGUAUUGUUUAAUAUUGUAAUGACACUUUAUCACAGUAAGUGUUAAAUAAUUUAAAAUAGAAAAAUCUUUAUGUGCUGGUUCCUUUAUCAUUAUGCAACUUAGUGAUUGCAAUUAUUAAUCUAAUCCGAUAGCAGUUGAUUUUUAUCUAAUAAGCGACAGCUCGCUUUGAUACAGCCACAACGUCGGUAAGGAAGAAUAAUCGUAAUCACUAAAUUAUAUUACAUUCGGCACUAGUCCAAAUAUACAUAUUACCUAGAUACAUAAAAGAUAAAUGAAUAGCAAAUCUAAGAGCAAGCUGGCGGUUACUUAGCACAUUUGAAUUAUAUUUGUUUAAGUAGUACUUAUUUAUAUACUAUAGAAUGUCGCUGUGUGCUACACUGUAGGUGACGGCUUUCAUGUAUACGCUCUUCUCUGAAAUUUUCGUUGCUCCAUAUGAACCUUUAACUCUAAAUUAUAUGUCCUAAUUUUGUGGCAUAAUCAGACACUAAGAUCCAAUAUCCAACGUGAACUUAAAUUUACUUAAUUGCGGUUUGUUUGUACUUAUAAUGACUUAAAUCUAGUCAAGGUAAAAGGAGUCGAGACCUUUUCAUUAAAUUAUAAAGUCGACAGCUAUGGACACUCGUAAAUUAUAAUGUGUUAUUAUCGGUGUAUAUAACUGGUAUAUCGUUAUGCUGUUUAACACAUGUUGUAAACAAUAAGACUGAUUUAUGAUGAAAUCAUUAUUAUCGACGUAAUAAGUCUACAAAUUUAAAUUUUCUGAUCUUAGUGUUUGGGGUUUACCGCGACGACAAGCAUUUCCUUGCCAGCACACAGUAACAGGCUCAGAAUUCUCUUCAGUGACUUGUGUUAUAUUAGCAAUAAGUAGUUAUAUAUGUAGUACUGUAUAUUUUAUCGGAGAGAAAGCUCUUAUAUCGUUAAGUAGAUAUGUAAUUUUAUAUACUAAUAACAACUGUUGAAAAUAAAUUAGAACGAUGAUAUUAUAAAUUACUCUAUAAAGGAACACUUAAUGCGAAAAACUUCUUCAGAUGUAUUGUUUAUUCCUAAAAAUAUUUUUACAGUGACCACGUCGACUGAUGUAUUUUAGAUAACUGAUGUACAUAAAUAUUUGGUUUUAAUAAGUACUGCGUACCUACAUAAAAGGAUACCUCCCCUUAAGAAUAGCUCUUAUAUCCGUUUUGAGAUCGGCAAUGUUAUACUUUUUAAUUUUCAUCCCGAAGCUGCGAAGUCGGGCGAAUAGAACUUGCGCUUCGGUGCGAAUCUCAUAGUGAUUGCUACAUGCCAAGUACAAUAAACGUAGAGUACCUACCAUCAUUCCACCGAGGAGUUAGUCAUCCAUGAGACAAUAUUAAAUUAUUUUUUGUGGAUAAUAAAAAACAAGAAAUUAAAUAUUAUGUUAAUGAUAAUUUUUAAACAUUUAAACGUAGAACUCUUAUUUGAAUGUGAAUUGAAUCAAUAAAAUAAAAGGAGUAAUUUAAGUGUUUUGAUAUUUUACUGUGAUAGAACUAGGACUAGUUCAAGUUUUUGUUUUGUUUCUGGAAACAUUUUAUCAACGAAAUUAAUUGCAGUUUGCCCACAUUGUUUAGAUAAUAUCUCAUUUGGUUUAUUCAAAUAAUAUCAUCCACGCAAAAAGGCCAUAUGUAAAACCGUGUUAUUGAAAGUGAUUCAUAAAUUAUAAUCGGGUUAAAUUUUCACAGCGUACAUAGUGUACAUAAAUAAGUAAAUUACACCCAAUUAUAGUUCCUAGUUUCAUUAUUAUAUAGGUGCAUUUUAAUUUAUGUAUGCGUUCUGUGUUGUUACAUAUUUGUAUGUGUUGCACGUUGUAACAAUCACUAGUUUGAUUUAUUUAUAAGUAAACAUGGUGGAUUAAGUAUACAGCGUUAGACUUAUUAUUAUUUAGUCGUUACUAAUAAUUAAUUUAAUCUCGUCAUGCUUGUAAAUUUCAGCAACCGUUUAAAUAAAACAUCAAAUGAUGAAAUAGAAAAGUACAAGUAGGUAAAUUUUUAUACAUUUACCAUGUAUCAAAAGGAAAUACAAUAUUAAAUGGUUCAGGUUUGGCAAUGGUCUCUAAUUGUAUGCAAAUGAUUGCUUUGCUCAAACGCAAAAUUUAAAAAUAGGUUUUUUGUAGUUGAAAAUGUUAUGUUUAAUUUUAAUUCGAUCCAUUUAGUUUUGUUCACUUAGAUACAUUAAUUAUUUAUUAUUAGAUAUGGAAACUUUCUGCAUCAAAUAACAAAAAUACAUACCACAUUCCACUUGUAUCUGGAGGGUCUUAAAUGUGUAUUGAUUUUAUUACUACCCGCAGAAAAUGUACAUAUCAAUCAAUUUCAAUAAUCGAAAGAAGGCAUAUUUAUGUUAAGAAUUAAUUAUGUUACCCAAAAUGUAAAUAAUAUAUUUGUCAAAUGUUUUGGUAAGUCAUAUUCGAGUUAUUUUGUUUUAAACUUUAUUAUGAAAGUGUCCACAUGCUUUGUAGAUAAUAAUUGUAAUAAAUCAAUUAUGGUUGAACCGUUUUAAGGUAGUAAUCGAAUUCAUUGUGUACGCUCUUAAGGCUUAGGAGCUAAUAGAAAUGUUAUGAUUUCUGAAAUAAAUUUGUAUAAAACAA